AUGGAUACAAUUUCCUCCGUAUUGGGCCCAACCCCAACGGGUUCAUUUGUAUCGUUAACGUCGAAUCUAUUGAGUGGAACAAUGGGUAGCUCAGGUUCUAUACCAACAGCAGCAUCAAGCCUUUUAUCAAAUGCAAUUCCAAGUGCUGUUUUGAGCAUAUCAAGCACAGAAUCAGCGCUGCCUUCAAGUACGGCUGCUCCUGAUGCGGCAGAAACAUCUUCUUCAGGCUUUGAUGGCAUUAUACCAGGAUUCAAUGGCAGCCAAGUUACCGGACCACUGUCUGUUGUGGGCAGUGUCGAUAAGCAGAGUGGACUGGACACUCAAUUGCUUAUUAGUUCUUCGGUUGGGUUGUUUUGUUUCCUGGUAUUUUGUAUUUUGAGAACAAGAAUACCAGUAAUCUUUGCUCCGCGUAUGAAUAUGAAGAAACAUCGACCACCAGAGUUGCCAUCAUCUUUAUUUGGCUGGGUUAUACCCUUGAUUCGUAUCAGCCAAGAACAGCUCUUGGACAACGUCGGACUAGACGCAGUAGUGCUUAUUCAAUUCCUUGUCAUGGGAAUUAAGCUGUUUGGAUUAUGUUCAUUCUUUGGCCUCACUGUUUUGAUUCCAAUUAGCAUGAAAACUGGAAAUUCCACAAACCCGAAUAUCACAGCAGUCAAUAGAUUAUCGAUCACUGUCAUUGACGAAUCCUCCAACUCUUUGAUUGCCUAUCUUGUGUUCACCUACAUCUUUACCUUUUUUACGUUUUAUUUCCUGCAACAGAACUACGAUUCCCACAUUUACCUUCGUGCUAAAUACCUCAUUCGCCUCUCAAAAACCCUCACGGCUCGAUCCGUUAUUGUCACCGGUAUACCUGAAAAAUUACGUUCCGAUCAUGAGCUGGCGGACUAUUUCGAACACCUUAACAUCGGUCCAGUCGAGAGUUGCUAUGUUGUACGACACAUAAGCCAUCUAAACAAGCUCUUAAAGAAACGUCUUUCGGCUCUCAAACACCUAGAGAGAGCCUAUGCAACCUACUGGGGCAACCCAUGCAAGAUCCCAGAGUAUGACCCUGAUCUGGUGCUUGAAGAUGCAAAGAUGCUGAAGCGUGUCGAAAAAUUAACUCAACAGGCAAUUGAACACGAAGAGAACUCAAGCAACACAGCCAUCAUCAUGAAUCUGAUUGACCCAAAGAAGCGUGGUACUCAAUCCCAUCGACCACAAGUUAAAACAGGCUUUUUGGGCCUUUUUGGUGAAAAAGUGGAUGCGAUCGAAUACUAUACAAAGAUGUUUGAUGAACUGGACAAACGAGUGGUAGAAGCACGACAAUCCACUGAUUUUGAAAUGACAAACGUUGGCUUUGUAACCUUUAAAAAUAUGGCGAGUGCGUUGAUCGUCUCUCAGAUCGCAAUUAGUCCAACUCCAUUCGUGUGUCGUACUGUGAUGGCCUAUGAGCCUCGCGAUGUUUUGUGGAACAAUGUCACUAUACGAGGUAGAGAACGAUUGGUGCGCGAGGUAGUGGUGUGGACAAUUACGAUCGCCCUGGCGAUCUUCUGGGUUAUCCCUAUUGCUGCCCUCGCUUCUCUUACAAGUAUCGAUUUCCUCGAGAGAUUAUCACCUUCACUGGCCGAAAAGGCAAAAUCAUCUGCCCUAUUGCUCAAUCUCUUACAAGGUGUAAUCCCUACUCUACUGGUGAAUAUUUUUAUGGCUAUAUUGCCAUUAAUUAUCGACUUACUUGGUAAACUGCAAGGAAUUCGCGCUCGUAGUGCCUUGGCCGAGACAACGUUUAGCAAAUACUUUUUCUUCCUCUUGUUCAACGUUCUCCUUGUAUUUGCCGUCGUAAAUACUGUUACAAGUACACUCGUGAGCUUUUUCAAUAACCCAAAAGAUAUCGUCAAUGUAUUGGGUGAAAAAUUACCUGCGGUUUCUCCAUUCUUCAUCAAUUAUACCAUCCUUCAAGGUUUCUUACUAAUGCCUCUCAAUCUACUUCUUUUGGGUCCACUGAUUGUCCGCGGGUUUAAGGAAUUCUUUAUCUGUAAAUCUCCUCGAGACUAUGCCAGAAACCGUGUACCAAGCUCUUUUAAUUACGGUGUUCAGUUCCCAGCACCUCUCUUGAUCUUCAUCAUUGUCCUGGUGUACUCCACAAUCUCUCCCUUGAUCCUUGUGUUUGGUACAAUCUACUUUUGCAUCACAUAUUUUGUUUACAAGUAUAGGUUUCUCUAUGUCCACUUUACUCCAUACGAAUCAUCCGGAAAACUUUGGGUGAUGGUGUUCCCAAGAGUGAUUAUUGGUUUGCUUCUCUUCCAGCUGACAGUGUUAGGAAUAUUUAUCCUCAAGAAGUUCUUUGUACUGGCCAUUCUGUGCGUGCCGCUUAUGGUGAUUACCGUACUAUUCAAGAUCAUGAUAGACUCUGCUUAUCUAGAAAAUAGCCGAUAUUUACCAAUGCAGCUCUUGCGUGACAAUGUGAUGCAGCUCCCGACAUCGGAUCAAACGUCUUCAAAUAAGUCAGCGUCGACACCUUUGUCAGAGGCAACCCAAAACAGUUCAGAUGCGACUAAUAUCAAUCGCAAAAGAUGGAAAAAAGCGACUGCUGCGGCACUGCUGAUAAAUACCCAGAACACGUCAUUUGCCACACUUAAUGAACCAACAUCUGUUCAUCAUCGCCGGGUAGCAUUAGAUGAAGAUGAUUACGAAGCCGUCCCAGACAGAAAAACAGACUAUCGCCAACCACCCGUCACACUUAACCCUGGCGUGCUUGACACUGGAUUAAAGCACUUUGGUAAUCCUGCAUUAAAGGGCGUGCUCCCUCAAUUGUGGCUUCCCAUCAAACUCAAUCGAGCUGGUCAACCAGCUACACGUCCACCACCGCACAAACGUUUUGGUGGCAGCCACCUUGCAACAAACUUGGCUCAAAUGCUGCGACGAGCGGAAUCGGCUAAACGUAAAGAGUCCGAGAAGGCUACCAACUCUGGAAGCAACCCUAGUCUUGAUGUGUCGGGUGAAAAAGGUGCCAUGGCCGCGGACAGGUUUCUCAAGACCAGCGGACCUCUUAGAGCAAGAUUUGAAAAAUCUCAGGGUAAAUUUCAGGAUUCUACGGAUAUUUUGGCAGAUGAACCAUCCAAGUAUUCCAGAAGAUCUUCGAGAGUCCCAAUGGCUGCUGCUGACACACACUCACUGGAUGAGCAAUAUGAUGAUAAUGAUGAUGAUGAUGAUAAUUAUUCAGAUAUUAGCGAUGUACAAAAAGGUCCACAUGCUACGUACUAUCACCACCCAUCCCAGCGUCGUCACUCUCUGGGUAAUUUAGUUACUCCUCAACGCCCAAAUAUAAACCCUCAAAAUGGAGACAGUGCGCCGGCCGUUUUUUGCUCCACACAAUCACCGUCUAGUUCUUAA
Molecule: messenger RNA, 3369 nt
Organism: Phycomyces blakesleeanus NRRL 1555(-)
Lineage: Eukaryota; Fungi; Mucoromycota; Mucoromycetes; Mucorales; Phycomycetaceae
Exons: 9
Coding region: 1-3369 (1122 amino acids)
Cellular component (GO): plasma membrane
Molecular function (GO): calcium-activated cation channel activity
Source: RefSeq, a predicted model, not a curated record